CUCUAGGUGGCGCCAUAACACAAAACACAAACAAAGUUUCUCCCGCGAAGCAGCAUGUCGGACAAAGAAGAGAUCGACACGGCACCAGUCCUGAAAAGGCCCAAAUCCCUGCCUCAGAAUGGCAAUCAAAACACUGCUUCUGGUGACGAGAAUUCUUUAGAACUGGACGAUGGGCAGAGCGAAGCCAGCACCCCGACCGUCGAGAGCAACUCCCGCUCCGACACGCCAACAGGGUCCACGACCGGCAGCUUCAACCGGAAAAGCAACCGCGGCCGCUGGCGUUCCACCAAGAACAAACUCCAGUACAAGUGCAACGGGUUCCUGAAAGAGGACCACGGACAGCCCAUCUUCGGUGUGACCUUUAACCCCUUCUUCAAAGAGGGCGACGCCCUGGUGUUUGCCACGGCUGGGAGCAAUCGGGUGUCGGUCUAUGAGCUUGUGGACGGCGGAGGGAUGAAGCUACUACAGAGUUACAUUGACGCCGAUUCCGACGAGAGUUUCUACACAUGUGCCUGGUCCUACGAGGAGAAGACAGGCUUGCCCUUGCUCGCUGUGGCCGGGUCGCGGGGUACCAUACGCAUCAUCAGCCCAAUCACUAUGCAGUGUGUCAAGCACUACAUAGCUCAUGGUAAUGCCGUCAACGAACUCAAGUUUCAUCCCAAGGACUGCAACCUGCUGCUGUCUGUCAGUAAAGAUCAUUCAGUGCGACUGUGGAAUAUUCAGACAGACACCCUAGUCAUUGUCUUCGGCGGUGUGGAAGGACAUAGAGAUGAAGUGCUCAGUGCAGAUUUCGACAUUGACGGAACAAGGAUCAUGUCGUGUGGCAUGGACCACUCACUGAAGAUGUGGCACCUAUCGACUCCCAUCAUCCAAACAGCCAUCAAAAACUCGUACGACUACAGCGCCACCAAGACAGACCGACCAUUCAAGACGCUGCACGUCAACACCCCGGAUUUUUCCACGAGGGACAUCCAUCGCAACUACGUCGACUGCGUACGUUGGCUUGGAGAAUUUGUCCUGUCAAAGUCCUGCGAGAACUGCAUAGCUUGUUGGAAGCCCGGUACGCUCGCCGACACCUUGGAGACGCUCAAGCCUUCUGACUCUAGGGUCACAGUACUACACAAGUUUGAGUACGCCCAGUGCGACAUCUGGUUCAUGCGAUUCAGCAUGGACUACGCACAGAAGAUUUUGGCUCUCGGCAACCAGGUUGGCAAGCUUUACGUCUGGGACCUCGAUGUAGAAGACCCCUCCAAAGCAAGGUGCACCAAGUUAACUCAUCCCAAGUGCCUGUCUGCCAUCCGACAGACGAGCCUGUCGCGAGACGGAACGGUCAUCAUCGGUGUGUGCGACAACAGCUCUGUGUGGAGAUGGGACCGAAUUCGCUGACCCAUGCAACAAGAUUAUCCCAGCUCAACAUCGCGCCGUUCAGAUUUGGAGACCGUUUCUUGCUAAACUUACGAGACGUAUUCCCAUAUUUGGUCAUUUUUCUAAAUUGAGUAUGUACACAUGAGAAACUGUCGAGGAUAAGUUAUGGAGUUAUUUUCAACACUUCAACUGCUUUGUUUAGUCGCAAUGGUCAAAGUAGACUAUAUUUAUCAUAUUAAGUAAACAUUCUUGAGGGGUGCGACACUUUUGAGGUCUGGCUAGUUUGCUAUGACUUGUUCUGUUUGAUGAUGUAACAUAAGCAACAACUUUAACUUGAUAUUUUUGAAACUUUUUUUUAAAAUAAAGAUUGAAAACGAU
Messenger RNA from Patiria miniata (bat star), 1743 nucleotides. It is a transcript of the gene eed, whose product is annotated as polycomb protein EED-like. The record is from RefSeq and is a predicted model, not a curated record. Bases 55 to 1386 code for a protein of 443 amino acids. Gene Ontology annotation, cellular component: ESC/E(Z) complex. The transcript is spliced from 10 exons. Lineage: Eukaryota; Metazoa; Echinodermata; Asteroidea; Valvatida; Asterinidae. Gene Ontology annotation, molecular function: protein binding; nucleosome binding. Gene Ontology annotation, biological process: negative regulation of transcription by RNA polymerase II.